UAUAAACAAAAGGGAAAGAAAAGAAAAUUCAUCAACAGUGAAAAUAGCAGAACAGGGAUUUUGGGAUUUGGGAGAGAAAUCAAAAUCAAAAUCAAAUUAAAGGAAAUCAAUGGGGAAGCAAGUGAAGAUGAGGGCGGUGAUAUACUCACUUUCACCAUUUCAACAGAAGGUGAUGACCGGACUUUGGAAAGAUCUGCCCGGCAAGAUCCACCACAAGGUCUCCGAGAAUUGGAUCAGCGCCACUCUCCUCCUCGCUCCUCUCGUCGGAACUUACUCCUAUGUGCAGCAUUUUCAAGAAAAGGAGAAGUUGGAGCACAGGUACUGAGUUUGUGCAUAUAAUCAAAGGAUGGUUUGGCUUUUUGUGGAAGAUCUCAUAAUUUCUUGUUUUACUGGCAAUAAGAUGAAUGCUUGGCUGUUCACUGCAGCUUUUGUUAGUUAGCAAACUUCUGCUAUGAACUUAAUUUUGCCGAUAUUAACUCUAUAUUUUGUACUUAAUUUGUUACUGGAUUGUUAAAUAUUCACCAAAUAUGGAGUUACUUUUUUUUUUUUCCA
Messenger RNA from Mercurialis annua (annual mercury), 552 nucleotides. Its product is annotated as cytochrome b-c1 complex subunit 8. The record is from RefSeq and is a predicted model, not a curated record. Gene Ontology annotation, biological process: mitochondrial electron transport, ubiquinol to cytochrome c. Lineage: Eukaryota; Viridiplantae; Streptophyta; Magnoliopsida; Malpighiales; Euphorbiaceae. Bases 110 to 325 code for a protein of 71 amino acids. The transcript has 2 exons.